Molecule: messenger RNA, 1136 nt
Organism: Epinephelus fuscoguttatus (brown-marbled grouper)
Lineage: Eukaryota; Metazoa; Chordata; Actinopteri; Perciformes; Serranidae
Exons: 5
Coding region: 146-1114 (322 amino acids)
Molecular function (GO): DNA binding
Source: RefSeq, a predicted model, not a curated record
GUUAUUGUAUUUAUGAAUUUUAAUAAAGUUGUCUUCUUUGUGUGUUUUUGUUGAGCAGCAGCAGCAGACAGCGGUACCGGAACAUUAACGGAACAUCACCGGAACAUUACCGGCUCUCCGUCAGUGCCCCUGUUUGUGUCUCCACAUGGAGGACAGUCCGGACAGCAGCGUCCUGCAGCGGACACACAGCACCGGCAGCACCGGCAGCACCGGGCCGACGGUGAGACAACACCCGGUGGUGAAGGUGGAGUCAGGUGUGUCAGGUGACUCAGGCAUGUCGGCCUUGACGCCUUCACAGACCGCUGAGCUUCACUUCCUGCGUUCACGGGUUCGAGAGCUAGAGCGCGAGAAGGCGGAGCUGUCGGCGGAGAACCAGAGGCUGAACAACAUGCUGGUUCAUGAGAUCCCUGGGCUUCUGUCCACCAUGUGGCAGACGCUGGGCCAGGUCAACAGUCAUCAUUCCGUCUCCAUGGCAACAGGCAGGACCGACAGUUACACUUCGUACUCGCAUCACCACCACACAGCGACCAAUCAGGACAGAGACUUCAGUCCCCAGGUCCACGUCCAGCAGGUCCAGGAGGAGGUGGGCGGGGACUUGUUGGAUUCCUGGGGCCCACUGGGCUCCGAGGAUGAGGAGGUGCCGGACCUGGGCCUGGGGAGCCACAUGGGGGAGGAGGCACCGCUCUGCAGCCAGACCGACAUGGAGGAGCUGAGGAGGAGCUGCUCCGAGAGCCAGUGUACCGCUGGACACAUCAACGGACAGGUGAGCCAGGUGGAGGUGUAUCCGGGCUCUGGUGUUCUCUGUGAUGUCCGCUCAUGGCAGGCAGCCAAUCAGGCGCCGUCUCCCACGGCAAUGGCACGGUUGCUGCUGCUGGGAGUGUUUGAUAUGAACACCCUGAUGAACAGCAACCUGCGAGGCGGGCGGAGCCGCCGACCCGCCUUCCACCCACAGCGCAGCGCUCUGGACCCGCACAAGAUCAAUGCCAUCUUCAACGCCAUCUUGGCUCGGUUUCCUCUCGCCAAGCGAGGAGUCAUUGGCUCUGGAAUCAACUCCAAACUGUCAGAGAUCCGUUUCCGCUCCCGGAGAGCCAAUCGAGACCCCCGAUUCCUCUGACAGACAGCUAGACGGCUUCUCC